This is a messenger RNA of Periophthalmus magnuspinnatus, 1008 nucleotides long. It is a transcript of the gene borcs7, whose product is annotated as BLOC-1 related complex subunit 7. Gene Ontology annotation, cellular component: BORC complex. The transcript has 5 exons. The record is from RefSeq and is a predicted model, not a curated record. Bases 103 to 423 code for a protein of 106 amino acids. Lineage: Eukaryota; Metazoa; Chordata; Actinopteri; Gobiiformes; Gobiidae.
GGCGCAGUUUGAGCGACGCACAUGAGUUCAUCGAGGAAGUCGUUUGUUGACGUUUUGUCUUUUUGUACAUGCUUUUUGUUUCUUUAUUAGAAUCCGUAGAAAAUGUCCCUGAUGGCUUCCUCUGAUCCACAGCCGCGGUUCGGUCAGUCUGUCAAAGGUUUGCUGUCUGACAAAGUGGGCUCGUGUAGCGGCGACGUGAUGGCCCUGACCCGCCAGGUGCUCAAAGGCUCCCGCAGUCAAGAGCUCCUGGGACAGGCAGCACGUAACAUGGUGAUUCAGGAGGAUGCUAUCCUGCACUCUGAAGAUAGCCUAAGAAAAAUGUCUAUCAUCACAACACAUCUGCAAUAUCAGCAAGAGGCUAUCCAGAAAAAUGUGGAGCACUCAAAAAAUUUGCAGGACCAACUGCGGCAUCUGUUAAAGUGAGUCCCAAUACCAAGGAUCACGUAACAAACCUCAUCAAAGAAUGGACUUAAAGAACUUUUCUCAAAGAAGUUGAUGAUCUGGUUGCACAUUUUUCUUAGGUUGUUUGGAACUGGAUAGUCUUCCUUUCACUUAACUGAUAAAAUAAUAAAGCCAUCCAAACAGUAGUAUUAAUGAAGACCUGAAGAACAGUUAUCUGCAGCCCGAAGGCCUGGCAGCUGCCUGACCUCCUGCGUGUCCCAGACGUCCCUGUGCCGUGAGCAAUCGCUGCACGUGUUUUACUUGACUGCUCUGUGCACAACAGAGGCUUUGAGAGAUCCCACCAUCAGACUCUCAUCAACUCAUUAUCCUUGAGUCAAAAUAAUGUUCUUUAUAAAAUCACUGUGUCUUAUCACAAAGCCAAGGUCUCAGGAUACUGUCCAGGGACAGAUUGCUUGCCAGCCUCUGAACUAAAGUAGGUUUGAAACUCAAAUGAUUUAAUUUCUAUAAAUUCAAACUGUACACAAAGCAGCUUUACCAUUUAUGUCAGAAUUUUAUAUUUGACUUGUACACUUACUGUACUUUGGUAAUGACCAUAUGAGCUGAUUG